This is a messenger RNA of Hevea brasiliensis (rubber tree), 958 nucleotides long. Its product is annotated as ER membrane protein complex subunit 8/9 homolog. Lineage: Eukaryota; Viridiplantae; Streptophyta; Magnoliopsida; Malpighiales; Euphorbiaceae. Bases 178 to 786 code for a protein of 202 amino acids. The transcript is spliced from 5 exons. The record is from RefSeq and is a predicted model, not a curated record. Gene Ontology annotation, cellular component: EMC complex.
GAGAAAAAGCUUUGUUAAAACGUACUACAUAUUAAUACGGCGCCGCAGGGAGUAUUAGCGCAAACGAUGAAAGGCGGCUCUCUCUGACUCCGAGUUCACAGUACACGAAGAGAAAGGCCUGCUUGCCAGAUUGUUUUCGCCGGCCAGUCUAAAACAUUUGAAAACUGGGUGAAGAAAAUGGGCGUUGGGGAGCUCAAAUACGACAUGUCGCAGAAUGGCUACAUAAAGCUGGUACUCCACGCCCUCAAGCACAACUCCGCAGCCGUCAACGGCGUUUUACUUGGUCGAUCCACCGACGACGUCGUUGAGAUUACCGACUCCGUCCCUCUUUUCCACAACCACCUCGGCAUCCUCCCUCCUCUAGAGAUCUCCCUCAUCAUGAUAGAGGAUUAUUACAGUGCUCAAGGUCUGGAUAUAGUGGGUUACUUUCAUGCGAACGAGAGGUCUGAUGAUGCGGAGCUUGGUAACGUGGCCAAGAAUAUUGGGGAUCAUAUUUAUCGCUACUUCCCCCAAGCUGCCAUUCUCUUGUUAGAUAACAAAAAGCUUGAAGCAUUACCAAAGGGGAAAGACCGGAGCCCUGUAAUGCGGCUUUAUACAAGGGAUGCAACAAAGAACUGGAAGCUAGCUAGAUCUGAUGGAGGCAAUAGGUUGAUACUUAAGGAGCCAGCAGCAAAUAUUGUGUUGCUGGAUUUUGUUUCAAGCCAGAAGUGGCAGCAUUUGGUAGAUUUUGACGAUCACCUUGAUGACAUUUCCAAGGACUGGCUCAAUCCAGAUCUCUUCAAGUAGUGUUGCCCUUGGAUGUGUAACUGGUGGUUGUUUCUUGCGGGCAUCUAGCUUACCUUGAUGUAUGAUGCAGCAACUUGACGGAGCAGACAUGAUCGAUAAGCAAUAGGCUUUGUGGUUUCUUGUUUGGGGCAAAAUUUUGUAGUAAUGUAUUACCAAAUAUCCAUUUGUUAAA